Argiope bruennichi is the source of this 324-nucleotide messenger RNA. RefSeq lists its product as uncharacterized. The record is from RefSeq and is a predicted model, not a curated record. Lineage: Eukaryota; Metazoa; Arthropoda; Arachnida; Araneae; Araneidae. The coding region runs from base 1 to 324 and encodes 107 amino acids. The transcript has a single exon.
AUGAUUGUAAUCGAUCGAAGCGUCGGAACAUGUAUCAGCAAAACGGCUGCUCUUGUGAAGUGUCCGAGAGCAGCAAUUAUUAAUGUGUACAGAGAGUGCACUACUAAGCAGAAAACUGGGUCUCAACGUCCGACUUGUGGUCGUCACAGGCUACUGAAUGCCCGAGCUGAAAAGAGACUUGCCAGAGUCGUCCACUCCAACAGAAAAGCAACAGUAUGUCCAAUAUCAGGGAAUCUUAAUGAAGGAGCAACUGCGAACUUCUCUCAACGAACAGUGCGGCGCACAUUACAUCGUAUAGGCUAUCGAGGCCAACGACCUGUUUGA